AUGAGAGUCUCCGUUCGCUAUGAGGAUAAUGCAUUUACAACUACCUCGUCCUGCUCGGACACCGAGAUAGGCAAGGUGGCCUCCGCCCCUUUGAACAUCCUUUCUCAGAGUCGUUCUUUCCUGGCUGACCUGAGCCGCUUUGAGGUGUUAGAUGGCUUGGCCCCAUUUGGGCCCUUGGUCUCCCGGGGGGGGGCCCGGUGGGCUCGGGGAGGCUCCCGGGGAGCCCAGCUCGUGCAGGGUGGCGGCGGAGGGGGCAGUGUGGAGCGCGCGGGCAGCUUGGCGCGGGGGCGGCCGGGCCGCGCCGGGGUCACCGGGGAAGGGCUGCGCGAAUACUUCGGCCAGUUCGGGGAGGUGAAGGAGUGUCUGGUGAUGCGGGACCCCCUGACCAAGAGAUCCAGGGGUUUCGGCUUCGUCACUUUCAUGGACCAGGCGGGGGUGGAUAAAGUACUGGCGCAAUCGCGGCACGAGCUGGACUCCAAAACAAUUGACCCCAAGGUGGCCUUUCCUCGGAGAGCACAGCCGAAGAUGGUGACUCGGACGAAGAAGAUCUUUGUUGGGGGCCUCUCGGUGAACACCACAGUGGAAGAUGUGAAGCAAUAUUUUGAGCAGUUUGGGAAGGUGGACGAUGCCAUGCUGAUGUUUGACAAAACCACUAACCGGCACCGAGGGUUCGGAUUUGUCACGUUUGAGAGUGAGGACAUCGUGGAGAAAGUGUGUGAAAUCCACUUCCAUGAAAUCAACAACAAAAUGGUGGAAUGUAAGAAAGCUCAGCCAAAGGAGGUAAUGUCUCCCACGGGCUCAGCCAGGGGAAGGUCUCGAGUCAUGCCCUAUGGAAUGGACGCCUUCAUGCUGGGUAUCGGCAUGCUGGGCUACCCCGGUUUUCAAGCCACAACCUACGCCAGCCGGAGUUACACAGGCCUUGCCCCUGGCUAUACCUACCAGUUCCCCGAAUUCCGUGUAGAGCGGACCCCACUCCCGAGCGCCCCAGUCCUCCCCGAGCUUACAGCCAUUCCUCUCACUGCUUACGGACCAAUGGCAGCCGCCGCCGCAGCAGCAGCUGUGGUUCGAGGGACAGGCUCUCACCCCUGGACGAUGGCUCCUCCUCCAGGUUCGACUCCCAGCCGCACAGGGGGCUUCCUGGGAACCACCAGUCCCGGCCCUAUGGCUGAGCUCUAUGGGGCGGCCAAUCAGGAUUCAGGGGUCAGCAGUUACAUCAGCGCCGCCAGCCCUGCUCCCAGCACUGGCUUCGGCCACAGUCUUGGGGGUCCCUUGAUUGCCACAGCCUUCACCAAUGGGUACCACUGAAGCAGGGGACAGGUGGCAGGAGCACCCCAGCCUGCAGCUGACUGAGGACCAGAGCGAGCCAGCCAGGGGGCGGGACACCUCAGCCGCAGCCACCCUGCCCCCACGCGCGACUCCACCGCUACUGCCUGCCCCCUCCUCCCCUGCCAGCCCCUGCCCUGCUACCCCAACAUCUGACUCCUCUACUAACUUCCCUUUUUUUCUGCCUUUUCCCCCUGUCCCCUACCUGCCCCUCUCCCUACCUGCUUUUAUUUAUUUUGGAUUAGCCGGUUGGUCCCAGACCCCUGGAUGACCCCCCCCCCAACUUCUCUUUCCCCUCUAGGACCUUCCCCCCCUCCCCAGUUCCCACCCCUGUCCCCAGGCUUUUGUAUUUGUGCAUAGUAGACUGAGCGGAGGGAGCCUGCUACAGGCCACAGCCUCAAGCCCUGAUUUUUAAUUCUGAUAUUUUUUCCCCUCCUUUGCUCUUUACUUUGUUUUUGUUUUUGGUUUUUCUUGUUGUUUUUUUUUUUUUUUUAAAGAAACCGUUUUUAAAACUAUUUCUAGGUUUGUGAAUGUGAAGCCCCAGGCCGCAGGGGGCAAGGGGCCAGGUACCCCCCCACACACACACACAUACACACUGGCUGAGAACCAAGUGUCUCUGUGGGUGUGGACCCCUGGCCGGCUCCCUCCAGCCCUGGAGGGGAGGGCAGGGCUGUGGGUAGGCCAGGCCGAGCCCCUGGAACAGCCCUGUGUCCUGUAUCAUAUGUAAAUACUGUGAGGUGAAGCGCCUACCCCUCUCUUUAAGACCCCUGGGGGGUGGGGGG
This is a messenger RNA of Dipodomys ordii (Ord's kangaroo rat), 2105 nucleotides long. RefSeq names its product musashi RNA-binding protein 1 (gene Msi1). Bases 1 to 1305 code for a protein of 434 amino acids. Lineage: Eukaryota; Metazoa; Chordata; Mammalia; Rodentia; Heteromyidae. The record is from RefSeq and is a predicted model, not a curated record. The transcript has 16 exons. Gene Ontology annotation, cellular component: cytoplasm. Gene Ontology annotation, molecular function: RNA binding.